Molecule: messenger RNA, 501 nt
Organism: Aspergillus niger
Lineage: Eukaryota; Fungi; Ascomycota; Eurotiomycetes; Eurotiales; Aspergillaceae
Exons: 2
Coding region: 1-501 (166 amino acids)
Source: RefSeq, a predicted model, not a curated record
AUGCAAAGCAAGCCGUCCAGAACCUUCUUACGCAGAACCGGAAGUUCUCGCCCUCCAGCUACCUCCUCAUCCGCACCCGGCCCGCGCGAGCACGAGAAAGUACUAGCCACUGGGUCCUUACCGGCAGCCCUGUUGCGCUGUGCGAUUCAUCUCCUUCCGAUCAUAAUGUCGGUCACAAUUAUCACAAUAAAUCUCAGCGGCAAAUAUAUUGGCGCAGAUUUUAUGUCGCCAGUCAAAUCCGAGACCAUCAAUCUUCUAUUAUUGCAGCUGAUUGCCAAGAGCCAUGAGAUCAUGGUUGUGGCUUCCCUUAGCGUGGUGGUUAUGGAUUUUGUACGACAUGAGCUCAUAUUCGGCGGCGGUGUGCCUUUGGGUCUCAUCAGCGCGGGUAUCAAUUUCAACAGGUUCGAUCUCUUUCUUCGGAAAGAGUUGUAUGGCUCGCUGGGGUACACAGGCGCUCAUGGUAAAGCUUCGCAAGUCCCUUUUUUGUGGGCCUUGUGGUAG